GCUGUUUGUUGUGCCUGUCUGGAGCAGCAAGUCAUCAUCAUCCCUUGUCCUUAUUCCUCCUCGCCGCCAUCCACUCAUCUUCGCUCAUCUUCUUUAACAUCCUUAUCCUCGUCAUCUACUCUUGUAAAAAUUCGUCAUACUACAAGUCACUUGUAGCAUUAGGACUCUCCAGGAUUUCAACCAAUUGAUACAUCGUCAUUGGCAAUGGACGUAGUGAACUUUACGUCCGCAGCUCGCAUUCGCGUGCUGCUGGUACCUGUCGGACCUAUCAAGAAGGCUACGUUCGAAAAUCGCGUCAAGAUGCUCCGACAGCACAAUUCGGUCAAACUUGAGGAGGUUUGGAUGGGUCCACGUACAGAGAACUCAUUUUUCAGUCAGAAUGUCCCACAUGAAGGCCAGCUUUACUUCAACUUUACGACCUCAUACAGUGCGGAGCAUCAGUACCUAGAAGAGUUUCAGAUGCAUCGUCGCGUGUUUGGAGUAAUAGGAAUCAUGGAUUGUCAAGAAUGGCCUGACGGGAAUAUGGCCGCGGGUCAUCAGCGGUUUCAACAGAUCCUAUCCAAAUAUCCCUCAGCAAUUGCGAAUCAGUGUUUUGCCUUUGAUCCAUCAGAACAGCAUCCGGAUGAUCUGCGGGGAGGCGGAGUCAUCAUGAUCCCUAACGUGGGCAACACUUCUUCCUACCUUCGUGUCUUAAUCUGCGAUCUCGCAAGGACUAUUUUAACUGAGUUCGAAAACAUUGCUUCAGCGAUUGGGAAACGGCAGGAUAUUGAAUCGCCUAAUCCUGCCGUUUCUGUGUAUGCGAGGCAUGGACCCAUGCCUUUGACUGCUAGUGUCACAUCCAUGCCCGAUAUGUCUACUCUGACAGCCCCGCCAUCUGCAAUGACCACUUCAGGAUCGUCGACCCAUUCGCGUGCACUUUCUUCUGCAGGAUUUACGUCUAUAGCCUCUGGGAAUCAAUAUGUGCAAUCAGCAGUAAUGACAGAUCAGAGACUUCGGAAGAGAACUGCAGCAAGGGCUCAGAAACUAUAUGGAGACCUAUACCUGAUGGCAGGGCGAAUAUCGGAUGCAGUAUCUAGCUACCAAUCAGUGAUUGAGGCAACAAAAUCUAAUUCAGAUUUUCUAUGGCAAGCAAAUGCGAUGGAAGGGUUGUAUUGUGCGGUUGUCCUUCUAGCCUUCGUUCAGGCUGAUCUCGCUCAAUUUCAUCAACAACAAGUCGCACAGACUAUCAUUUCGCCGACUUCACCAACGAGCAACGAACAUGCCAAGAUACAAAACACGCCUGUCAUAAAACCUUUGAUUGUCGACAUUCCUGAAAAGUACCAGGCAAUAUUAACGCUCUAUAAUAAAGUUCCAGGUAAUGCCACACCACCCAUCCUCUGCGUCGAAGCAAGCAUGAAGGUCACUAAAUUCAUUGCCACGUGCUUUGUGUGUGGAAAUGGUAUUUUGGAUGACCGUGCCCUUGCAGCGGUAGUGAGCGGCAACAUCUUAAUGUAUUCUGAGGGACAUGGCUCUGAUGGCCAGCAGCAACAACAGCCUAUGACUCAGUCCCCCUCCGGCAAUCAUUCUCAAACCGCUUCUACGGCGUCAGGAUUACUACGAAGAGCAUCAACGCUGCGGUCACGGAGCGCGAGCAUGACAACAUCAAGUCUCGGUAUCACCCGGACAGAUAUUAUGAACUGGAUUGCUAAGACUUGGACAGGUCGAUUGGAAGAACUAUGGAUUGUUGACCAAAUUCAUUUUACGCUAUCCAUUGCCUCCGUUUUGGGUGCCAUUCAGUUCCGGAGGAAACAGGCACUCUACCUAAGAUACGCUGUGCGUAUGAUCACUCCUUUACUGCACCAAACAAGACUUGCUCACGCGUCAGCGGCCCAAGCCAGUGGAAAUCCUCUUAAAAAGCCUAUGAAUAUGGACCAUGGAGUACUUGGCUGCUUAACCGAGAUAUGCAACGUUUUCGGAGUGGGUGAAAACUUCACAUCCAGCAACAAUCUUUAUAUGGACCAUGGAUGGCCGGAAUUACAGAUUGAUGUCCUCUAUGAAUGUAUCCGUGUUGCAGAGGCUGUCCCUGACUACAAGGCCAUGAUGAAGUUUUCAACCACUCUUUUACGACAGUUACAUGCCUAUUUGACCAGAGAGGAGCAGGCUGGCCUCUAUGCCUCAUUGCCUCGCAUUCUCGCUGCAGCCAGGAAGACAGGAUCGUCUGAUUUAACUGAAACUCAUUAUUGGACCAAAAUCCUCGUAGUCGAUAUCGAAGUUUGCUCACCUUCUGCCCGCAAGAUUCCAUUUACCAGAUCCAAGGAUACGCUUAAAUCUAUCUUGCCAGAGUCCAAGCUCACAACCAAGUCCACAGGCGAGAUUGACCCAUUCAUAUACAACCCCUUCCAUCGCAAGGUCAAUAAUAUUACUAAGUUAGACUUAGUAGCAGAAGAGACUGCAUAUUUUAUUGUUACUCUCACAAAUCCACAUGGAAUUGAUUUGGAAGUUCAGGAGAUUAGGCUGUCAACUUCAGAUAUCGAGUUUGAGCCGAUCCCAACAUCGACUAUGAUCCCAGCUCAGACCACAGUUUCCAUCAAAGUGGGUGGUGUGCCCAAGCACCCAGGCGAGCUGGUGAUCCGUGGUUGUUGGGUCCAGAUUGCGCAUUGUGCAGAACAUGAGUUUUUUGUCAUUAAUCCGAGGACCGGACAACCCACCAGUACUGAUACCAGCAGCAAAAACGGUAGCGACAAUAGCAAUAAGAAUGGAACAGCAAGUAAUAGUAGCGAACCUUUGGUUCGAUUCAAAAAGAGAGGAUUGGAGAGCUUUACAUUAGUCAAGCCAGUGAACGAUGAUGUAGUCACUGAGCCAAGGUUUACCACAGUUACCGUUAUCCCUAAACAGCCAUUGUUAAAAAUCAACUCGACUUCGUUGCAGCAUGGCUCGGUCAUGCUAUUUGAAGGUGAAAAAACCACGGUCCGUCUGACUUUGGAAAAUAUCGGAUCAAUUCCUGUGGACUUUGUGACAUUGACGUUUUCUGAUUCAACCAGUCAGCUAGCUCUUGGUAACCACUACGGCAACACAACGAACAAUGGGGUUGAGCUGUCAUCUGAAGAUGCAUAUGAAAUGGAGCUGUUCCUGAAAAAGACAAAUGUUUUCUCUUGGAAUCGCGAAGUGGAGUGCCAUAUUCCUGUUGGAGGCACACAUGAGAUUAUGGUCGACGUACUUGGAAAACGCGGAUGUUCAUCUGGAAUGAUCCAGAUCGACUAUGCAUACCUUAAUAGAGAGGAUGACGAAGGAGCUGAGCCAUCCACCUAUUUUGUAACACGUCAGCUCUUCUCACAAGUAUUAAUGACAGUUUAUAAGACAGUCGAAUCACUCAAUUUGGACAUCCUCUACUUGCAGUCUCAUGGUGGAAUGGAUAUUCCUGCAACAGAGCCCAAUACUCCGGUUCUGGAUGACUUUAGUGCCAAUAGCCAUGCUACAUUCUCGAAAGCUAAUAGAGACUCAGCACUUCCUAAACUCGACUUCUCCAAUGACGGGUUUUUAGCUCCACCAAGUAAUAGUAAUGAUGGUGAUGGAACCAAGACAGGCUUGUCUCCUCAAUCCAACGACAAUAAACAACCGAAUGGAUAUAGAAAUGGCCGCCGUGGUUCGCGCACGAUUAGUAAACGACUCAGCUCUAACUUCGCCAAGAUCGAUAAAGGACAGUCUGUAGAGCAAUUGCUUUCCAAGGCCCGUGGAGAUGCAAUCUUGCCAGGAGAACAAAUUGAGGCCGCAAUUUCACGCCGUGUAGCUUUAGGCACCAAGAAUGAAUACUGUCUACUGACACUAGAUGUCCGGAACGUGUGGACUGUUCCUGUGGAGGUAGCCAUGCUAGUAGAUGAUUCUGAGGAUGGCGAAGGCUUGGAUGUCAACAAGUUGAUUAAAUCUACAACUGUGAUUCAACCAGGCAAUACUCAGCGGAUCAUACUUCCUGUCAGAAGAAUGGCCCUAUCAACGGAACAGCUUUCGACACCCAUUCCUACAUUAUCAAAUAAACAGUUUGUGGUGGCUAGGGGAGCGGCCGCAUUGUCUGCAGAGCAGUUGGCGAUGGAGAGAGCACUCUUUUGGUUCAGAGAAGAGCUUCUCAAGCGUGUGGUUGCAAGAUGGACCUGCAAGGAUACCUCCGGCCGAUAUGGCAAGUUCGACCUUCGAAACUUGCGAUUAAACAAAUCAAUGUUGAACGUGCUUAAGAUUGAGGAUAUUUCUUUCUUGGUGGCUAUGGAACCUACGGCUGCUAUGCAAAGAAAGAGUGUAGACCAAGGGCUGACAAAAGGCUUGGAACAGAUUGGUUCGAAUCGAUGGAGAUGUCCUGUCGACCAAUUUGCACAGAUUCGAGUCACGGUCGUGAAUAGAUCCCAUAUAGAUGUAAAAUUAUGUCUGAGAAUGCAGCCUGUUCAGGUACAUGGCGACGGGACCAUGGACUAUGACAUGGGCACACGGAUGGUCUGGCAUGGAGUGCUGCAAGCACCGCUGGCGAAGAUGCAACCGGAUUCUACGACGAGUCAUGUCCUCCCUGUGUGCUUUUAUAGCCGUGGCGAGUUUAAGGUUCUGUAUCAUGCGGAAGAUGUGCACCGUCGAGUUGUCUACUACGACCAUGAACCAUUGGUGAUCGAAGCAUUUUAACUUUUUAUCGAAUAUCGGGAUCAAAGCCAGUGUAGAUUGUUUAAAAAUGAAAAUGCCCCACUUGCAAGCAUA
This is a messenger RNA of Lobosporangium transversale, 4710 nucleotides long. RefSeq names its product TRAPP II complex. The coding region runs from base 205 to 4638 and encodes 1477 amino acids. Gene Ontology annotation, cellular component: trans-Golgi network. Gene Ontology annotation, molecular function: protein binding. The record is from RefSeq and is a predicted model, not a curated record. NCBI's taxonomy places the organism in Eukaryota, Fungi, Mortierellomycota, Mortierellomycetes, Mortierellales, Mortierellaceae. The transcript has 14 exons.